This is a messenger RNA of Magallana angulata, 1469 nucleotides long. RefSeq lists its product as uncharacterized. The record is from RefSeq and is a predicted model, not a curated record. The transcript is spliced from 3 exons. Lineage: Eukaryota; Metazoa; Mollusca; Bivalvia; Ostreida; Ostreidae. Bases 472 to 1461 code for a protein of 329 amino acids.
CGUUCAGAACCAAUUAAUUGCAACCUCAAUUAGUGGUAUAGAACUACUUAUUACAAUCUUGGAUGUUGCAAAUAUUUGUUUUAUUUAUUGUCCUCCAAAAUCAGCUACCAAUCAGAAUUUUGCAAAUGUCAUGCAAUAUUUACAGUCAAUCAUAAAUAUAACUAAACCAACCAUUAUAAUGGGAGACUUUAAUCAAAAUGCAUUACAAAAUUGUUCAGUAUUAAACUUCCUUCAGCACAAUUACUCAUUUCAUCAAAUUUUGAAAUCUCCAACAACUGAUUAUGAUUCUUGUUUAGAUCAUAUUUACAUAAAUUUCCCCCAAGAUCGUCUUUGUCUUUCUGGAACAUUAGAAUCAUACUAUUCUGAUCAUAAACCAAUAUAUUUAUCAGUGAUAUCAGAAACAUCUUAAAACAUGAUAACUUUUCAGCUUGUCACAAGUCUAAAUUCAUCUUGUUGUGCCUGCCAAUACAAAUGUAUUACACCAAACAAUAUAUUCAUUCAAUUUUCUUAAUCUGCUGUACAUUAAUAUUCAAUAAACUAAUUAACAUAUCACUGUUUCAGGCUACAACUAUCUCUCUGUCAGAUCUGAUGGCUCAAAAGGGUCAAAUCCCUUACACUAAGAGUGUUAAAGCCAAAGUGAUCGACACCGAUCCGGAACAUUCCUACACCAAUGAGAGAAAUGAGUCACGUAUUCUGAAAAACUGUGUCAUAGCUGAUGAGGGAAAAGCAGUUCUGUGCGUCGUGUAUGACCAGACAAAAUUCCCAAGAUUCAAGGAGGGGAGCUCAGUUAUCUUGAGAAAUGUGAUUAAGAAGCCUGAUGGGGUUGCUGUCACUAGCAACACAAAGGUAUUCCCCUGUGCAGAAGUUAGUGUUCCUGAGCACAUUGUGAACCAAGCUAAAAAUCUUCUGCACCCCCCACCUGCCCCAACAAAGACGGUGAGCGAAGCUUUGAAUUCGCCGCCUAAAGAGAGAGUUUCAAUAAAGGGGACAAUCACCCAGGAAGAAGCAACAAGACAAGUUUUUGUAAGGGAGGAAAGAGUUAAUGUAAAGAACAUUUACAUAGAGGAUGCAACAAGCAAGUGCAAAGUUGCAUUGUGGCGCAGCUUUGCUGAAAAAGACAUAAGACCAGGAGAUUAUGUCCAUAUCACAGAUGUUGUGAUCAACACCUUCCGCAAUGAAGUGUCCUUGACAACAACUUCAAAAACCAAAAUUACAAAGACGGAUUGUCCUCCAGAAGUGAAAGUCAAGCAGGCUGUCUCUGGCUGUGUUGAUGGGGAAAAUAUGACAUUCCUGUUGGAAGAUGAUACCAUUCUAACCAUGCCAUUGGAAUUGGUAGAAGUUGCCCUACCAAAUGUUGAGAAAGAGGAAAUUGAAAGUUAUGUAAUCAGCCGCUGCAAUCCGAUGCUGUCUAUUAGAUGCACCUCAAAGGGGAGCAGUGUCAUAAGCAUUGAGUUUUUGUGAACAUUAAU